CCAUGAACAGCGCAUGCCUGACGAGGUGCCGCCGCCCUCACGCGCUCUCCCCUGCCCUAAUUCGUGCGCCAACCGCGUCUCAUCGCUUGCAUUUCCUCCCUCUUUCGUCGCGGCCGGGCAGCAGCCGGGGUAUAUCCGCCUCGCCCUCGCGGCCGAAGCAACACGACGGCGACCCGAGGUUCAGAGACCUGGGCAAACAGAUAUCGGACGAGUAUGCCGUGAUACACCAAAGAAUCCCAUCGUCCUCGCCCAUGGGCUGAUGGGCUUCGCCGAGCUCCGCUUGGGCGGCUACGUCCCGCCGAUCCACUACUGGCACGGCAUCUCGGACUCGCUGAGCACGCUCUCGGGCCCGGACAACGUCAUCACGACCUCGGUGCCGCCCUCGGCCUCCAUCGAGGAGCGCGCCGCCGCGCUGGCCGCCGACAUCGCCGCCAAGGCCCGCGGCCGCGCCGUCAACAUCGUCGCCCACUCCAUGGGCGGCCUCGACGCCCGCUACAUGAUUUCCGUCCUCCAGCCCGCCGGCGUCUCCGUCGCGAGCCUCGUCACCGUCGCCACCCCCCACCGCGGCAGCGCCUUUGCCGACUUCCUUCUCGAAGGCCGCGGGCCCAUCAAGCUGGCCAGCCUGUACGGACUCAUCGAGCGCGCCGGCCUUGGCACCCAGGCCUUUGACCAGCUGACGCAGCGGUACAUGGAGGACGAGUUCAACCCGCGCACGCCCGACCGCGACGACGUGCGCUACUUCAGCUACGGCGCCUGCACGAGCCGGCCGCCGCUGCUGAGCCCGUUCCGGCAGAGCCACCGUAUCCUCGAGGGUGUCGAGGGCGCCAACGACGGGCUCGUGAGCGUCGCUAGCAGCCGGUGGGGCAAGUACCAGGGCACGCUGCUGGAAGUGAGCCACCUGGACCUGAUCAACUGGUCGAACCGGCUGAAGUGGACGCUGCGCAAGGUCUGGAUGGGGCAGACGAGGCCCUUUAACGCCGUUGCGUUCUAUCUGGACAUUGCCGACAUGUUGGCCAAGGAGGGGUUGUGAAAAGGGGACGCAAAGGGAGGAGGGAGGGGGGCGCCGAUGUACUGAUACCCGUGCGUGCGUGGGGUGGAUAUACGAGAUGGCUUUCAAAAAUAAAAGGGGGGUUAGACGCAACGAGACGUGAUGUAAGAAUACGAAGGACUAGGCGUGUGUGACCGUGUAGAUAAAACAAGACCGCAAGGAUAACCUCAUGACUGAAAAUAACCAAGAGUCAACCGCAUCGUCGAACGUUCCCCGGAUGAGAAGGGUUACCGCGUCACUCUACAAUGUUAGCGUCCUACGGCAAGGGUCUCUCGGACUCGCUUUUCAUGUUACCGAACCCAGGCUCAACGGGCUCGACGUCGCUCGCUCUUUGGAGGGCGCGAGGAUAGAAGGCGUGGGGGGCCAGGUCUCUGGUGACUGUCGGGGUUUUUUCUUCUUUGUAAACAGGCGCUGCAUGUUUGUCAUCCCGCGAUGUCGCCUGAGAGACAACAUCACUCUGUAAUUACGCAGACCCUCCCUCCCCGGCGGGAGAGUCGCGCAUAGCCCGAAAUGGACAAAGGGAAUAGAACGACACCUCAACCUCCUCCACCCUUCCCACCCCUUUGGAGAGACGGGACCCCGUGAUCCCGCACACCAGGUUCCUAACAUUGGCGCAAACGACGCACAGUACCGCGGGUAGGAACGUGUAAAGAGCUCCCUAAAUUGGACGUGGUAUAAUUAAGAACACCAAACUACCCCUCCCUCCCCUUUCAGCCAAGCCAUCUAAUCUUGUCGCCUCACGCUCAUGUCCGUGUUCUAGCUUUCUUGUCAUCCAGACAGCAUCACAUCUCUCGCAACACAUCCCUCACAACACAUCCCUCACAUCCAUGCUGGUUGACCCAUGCAAUCACGCCAAAACGCCUCUCAGUCCCAAAACACCCUUCUCUACCUCUCAC
This is a messenger RNA of Colletotrichum destructivum, 1944 nucleotides long. Its product is annotated as Putative GPI inositol-deacylase PGAP1, alpha/Beta hydrolase. The record is from RefSeq and is a predicted model, not a curated record. The transcript is spliced from 4 exons. Gene Ontology annotation, biological process: lipid metabolic process. Gene Ontology annotation, molecular function: triacylglycerol lipase activity. Bases 14 to 1030 code for a protein of 338 amino acids. Lineage: Eukaryota; Fungi; Ascomycota; Sordariomycetes; Glomerellales; Glomerellaceae.